Messenger RNA from Talaromyces proteolyticus, 1806 nucleotides. Its product is annotated as tripeptidyl-peptidase. The record is from RefSeq and is a predicted model, not a curated record. Lineage: Eukaryota; Fungi; Ascomycota; Eurotiomycetes; Eurotiales; Trichocomaceae. Gene Ontology annotation, molecular function: tripeptidyl-peptidase activity; serine-type endopeptidase activity. Bases 1 to 1806 code for a protein of 601 amino acids. The transcript has 2 exons. Gene Ontology annotation, biological process: proteolysis.
AUGUUCGGCCGUGACAUCCUCUCCGUCGCAGCUCUGUCGCUGCUGGCUUCGUCGGCUACUGGCGAGGUCAUCGAAAAGCUCCGCGUGGCUCCAGAAGGAUGGAAGUACACCGCCAACGCUCCCAGCACCCAAAAGAUCCGUCUUCAGAUCGCUCUGCAGCAAAAUGACGCUGCUGGCUUUGAACAGGCGGUCUUGGACAUGGCCACCCCUGGAAACGCCAAGUAUGGACAACACUUCCAGUCGCACGACGAGAUGAAGCAGAUGCUGCUCCCGUCCGAUCGCGCCGCCGAGUCUGUUGUUAGCUGGUUGCAGUCCGCUGGUGUGACCGAUAUCGCACAGGAUGCUGACUGGAUUGAUUUCACCACCACUGUCGGGAUCGCGAACGAGUUGCUAGACACCCAGUUUCAGUGGUACACCAACCAGGUCCAGAGACACCGCAGUCUCCGUACCCUGCACUACUCCGUUCCAGAUGAUGUCGCUGAACACAUCUACAUGAUCCAGCCCACCACUCGUUUUGGCGGCAUUCGUCCUAUGCACACCACUUCUCGUGGCAAGCUGCUCAGCCAAGCCCAUCGCAAUGCUGUGCAGGCUGGUAGUCUCAGUGGAGCCGACCAAUGCGGCACUGUUGUCACCCCUACUUGCCUCAAAAAGCAAUACGGAGUGGGUAACUAUACUGCCGACCCCAAGAGCGGUAGCAAGAUUGCUUUCUCCAGCUACCUCAAGGAAUAUGCUCGAUAUGACGACCUAGCCAAGUUUGAGAAGAAGUUGGCUCCAUGGGCGAUUGGCCAGAAUUUCACCGUCAUCGAAUUCAACAACGGACAGAACAACCAGACCGACAACAUUGAUGACAGUGGUGAGGCCAAUUUGGAUCUGCAGUACAUUCUUGGUCUGUCAUCUCCUCUCCCUGUCACUGAGUUCUCGACUGGUGGCCUUGGAGAGUUGGUACCCGACAUCAAUGAACCGGACCCAAGCAAUAACCAGAACGAACCAUACCUCGACUUCUUGAAAGGAGUAUUGAAACUGCCUCAGGACCAGCUACCUCAAGUAAUCUCCACCUCAUACGGCGAAGACGAGCAAACCAUUCCCCCUAAAUACGCCGAAUCCGUCUGCGAUCUGUACAAGCAGCUUGGCAGCCGAGGUGUCUCCGUCAUCUUUUCGUCUGGUGAUUCUGGCGUCGGUUCUGGAUGCGUUACCAAUGACGGCAAAAACACCACCCACUUCUUGCCUCAAUUCCCUGCAACCUGUCCAUGGGUUACCUCCGUCGGUGCCACCCAGGAUUGGAAUGAGACCGCCGCCGCGUUCUCAUCCGGUGGAUUCUCCGAUCUCUGGGCUCGCCCAUCCUACCAGGACGAUGCCGUCGCUGCCUACCUGGCAACUGGCCUGGCUGACGAAUGGGAAGGGCUCUUCAACAAGUCCGGCCGUGGAUUCCCCGACGUCUCUGCACAGGGUGUUAACUUUGCGGUUUACGACAAGGGCAGCCUGGGCGGGUUCGAAGGAACUUCUGCUUCUGGCCCCACCUUCGCCGCUAUCGUGGCUCUCCUGAACGACGCCCGUCUGCGUGCCGGCAAGUCUACCUUAGGCUUCUUGAACCCCUGGAUCUACAGCAAGGCAUAUAAGGGUCUCAACGAUGUAACCACCGGUGGCAGCGCUGGCUGCAACGGUCUCAGCCGCUUCAAUCAGAGCCAGCUCCCUGGCGGUGCUGUUGUUCCUGGUGCUAGCUGGAAGGCUGCUGUUGGCUGGGACCCCGUUACUGGCUACGGCACACCCAACUUCCCCAAACUCAAGGCCCUGGCCUUGGCAGCUUAA